UCUAAAUGAAACUAAAAAUUAAACACUAAAAGCAAAACAAAUAAAUUUUAAUAAAUUCAGGUUAUAAGAUUGUGAAACCUCUAACAUAACAUAGUGUAUAUUUUUUAAGUUUUCUAUUACAACCUAAAUUAAUACUAACCAAUUAAAACUUCCCUACGUUCUAUUUCACAAACAAAAGAAUCAAUAUUUUAUUCAAAUGGGUGAUGAUGACGAAUAUGCCUGUGUCAACAAGACACAGCUGAAAAUAAAAGAUAAUUCUGGAAUUAAGAAGAGAAAGAAAAAGAAAGCCAAAAAAGAAACUGAAAAGAUAGUAGAAAAAGAAAUAAAACAACAAAUCCAGCAACCAACCAAUGUCGAUCGAAGAACCAAAGCCGAGAUUGCAUAUCAAAAUAUGCAGGAAAAAAUGCAAAAACAAAGAAUAUUACAAAAGGCUGAGAUGACACAUAAGCAGAGAGUGGAAAAAUUUAAUCAACACCUUGACAGUUUGACAGAGCACUUUGAUAUUCCAAAAGUUUCUUGGACUAAAUAAAAUCAUGAACAGCAAAGGAUACAAUUUUCUAUUGUAAAUAUGUGAAAAGUACUAACAGACUAAAAUUUCAAAUCAAAUUGCAGCAAAGUUUUUACAUUUUAUAAUUUUUUUUGGUAAUUAAGAUAACCACUAUAUAAUCCUAUAUGUAUUUUUUCCUGUAUUAGUAAUGUAUGCCCAAUCUGCUGGAAAUGGCACUCAAGUACCAAACUAACUAGAAUGCCACCAUUCACCGUGAGUCUAGAGAACUGAACUUUGUAUUGUAUUAUUAGGCUUAAACUAGAAUGUGCUGAUCUUGCAGAAAAAGGUCUGUAGUAGGUUAAUUAAUGGUAAUGUUAGUUUUCUCAAGAAUGGCUCAGAAGUACCACUACUCUACAUAGUGAUGUCCAUGAACAAAGGAUAAUACAUACACGAUAGAAGAGAAAAUGUGAGGACGACAUGGUGAUACAAGCCACAAUAUUCAUGAACGGUGCAACCUUAGUUCCACUGUAUAAAAAGUAAUAAAUGAGUUACGUAUUAUGGAUAUGUUUGUGAAAUGUGAAAUAAAAAGUAUUUAUAAAAGUAAUAAAUGAGUUACUUAUUAUGGAUAUAAGUUUGUGAAAUGUGAAAUAAAAAGUAUUUAUAAUAGUGCUAUGCCUUUAAAUAAUACAACUAUAUUUAUGUUAAGUCCUAUUUAUUUGAUCCGUAACUUACAGCUAAAAUAUAAUAUUUUGAAAAUAUUAUCAUUGGACGGAUUCAAUGAGAAUGUAUUAAGUAGCUGCCUUUGAAUACAAUAAAAAAAGAUAAAAGAUUAUGACCUUAAAAUCAAAACUAUCAUCAAAUUUGGAAAAUUACAACUAAUUACUAAAAAACAAAAAACGUAAUAUAGUUAGAAUUUAUAUAGUAUAUAAUUUGGACGGAAAUAUAGAAUUGUACAGAAUUAUUUAAAACUACAUUUGGUUAAAAACUGCAAUAAACAAAAGUAUAGAUCCUAAAAUACUUAUUUUAAUUAUUAUUGAUAUUUUAAGGCACAUUGUUUGCAGAUUGUCAGAACUUGAAACAGCCCUAAUUGUGUGACAAUUGGCAUUAUGUAAAAAAUUACUCAAUUUAACCAAGAACACUUGGCUGUAAGGUGCAAACUGGGAAUGGACUGGUCACAUUAUUUUUGGAUAGUGGAUGUUAUAUAUUUUAUAAAAUUUUAAAUAUAACAUGGUUAUAUCAGAUCCAAAUUUACUAAAUGCUAUUACUAGUACUAUUAGUAAAUACUAUCACUGACAUUGAAAUUUCAUAUCGAUUUUUUUAAUAUCUGGAUGAAUUACUAAAAUGAUAUCUAUAUAUUCAUUUAAAAACGACCAGUUGACAUAUGAACGUAUAAACCACAUGGAACAAAAUAAUAUAGAAAGAUUUUUUGACAACCUCAAGUAUUUAAAUCUUAUUCAAUUUUACAGCAUUCUACAAUUCUUAAAAUAGAGCUCGUCAUGAUAAUACUACUCUCCGAAUUCUGAUCACGCAGAAGCACGUCACCGUCAUCGCCCUGGACACGUCCUAACUCUUGCAUUAGAUACCUUCAACUCUAACAUUAGAGCAGGUUAGAGGAACUCCGGUAACCGUACUUGUCGAACUCGACAAAGAGGUCGACGUGCAACCUAACCCAUGCAUCAGCUUGCUGAGUUUCUCGCCGGAUCUU
Messenger RNA from Bombyx mandarina (wild silkworm), 2192 nucleotides. RefSeq names its product protein FAM32A-like. The record is from RefSeq and is a predicted model, not a curated record. Lineage: Eukaryota; Metazoa; Arthropoda; Insecta; Lepidoptera; Bombycidae. Gene Ontology annotation, cellular component: nucleolus.